Messenger RNA from Williopsis jadinii, 977 nucleotides. RefSeq names its product phytanoyl-CoA dioxygenase family protein. The coding region runs from base 52 to 945 and encodes 297 amino acids. The record is from RefSeq and is a predicted model, not a curated record. The transcript has a single exon. Lineage: Eukaryota; Fungi; Ascomycota; Saccharomycetes; Phaffomycetales; Wickerhamomycetaceae.
UUUCAGCAGAAGCUCCUGAAUUGGACUGAAAAUACAUAAGAAGAGGCGACAAUGACUUUCACACAGGAGCAAGUUGAUACUUUCAACAGGGAGGGAUGUCUGUGCAUCAAGAACUUCUUGUCGGAGGAACAGGUUUGCGAGCUCAUGAGGCAUACGCAUGAGCUCAUCGAGGACUUUGACAUCAAGAGCCACCCGCUGACCAAGUUCACCACGGGAUCGAAAGUUGGUGAGUCACACGUUGGGGAUAAUUACUUUCUGGAGAGCUCUGACAAGGUGUCCUUCUUCCUGGAGCCCGGAGCGUUUGAUGAGAAGAAUCAGCUCAUCAAGCCAAAGACCCUGGCCAUAAACAAGAUUGGGCACGGGUUGCACAUGAAGGAUAAGCUCUUCCACGACGUCACAAUCACCCCUGAGAACGUCGAGAUUGUUCAAAAGCUGGGGUUUAAGGACCCCCGUGUGCUCCAAAGUAUGAUUAUCUGCAAACAGCCUCAGAUUGGUGGUGAGGUUCCAUCGCAUCAAGAUGGUGUGUUUCUAUAUACAAACCCGCAAACCGCCGUUGGGUUUUGGUUUGCACUGGAGGACUGCACCAUUGAGAAUGGGUGUUUGAGCUACUUGCCUGGAAGCCAUAAGACCACACCGAUAGUGAAGAGAUUUGUUAGAAAGACCCUGGACAAUGGCACCGUCACUACUGAGUUCAUCUCUGUCGAUGAAGACAAGGAAGAGACGUACGAAAACACGGAAGAAGGCUACAAGCUGGUUGAGUGUCCAAAGGGUUCCCUUGUGCUUAUCCACAACUCCGUGUUGCAUAGAAGUAACUUGAACUUGAGCAAUAGCUCGAGAUACGCGUAUGCAUUCCAUGUCAUUGACGGAGUUGCAGAGUACGACUCGAAGAACUGGCUCCAGGUGCCUCCAUCUGGUGGUGCAAACUUUACAAAGCUUGAAAUGUGAAUAUGAUAAUAAGAAUAUAAUAAUAAUGCUAA